AUGAAAGGAAAAACAACUUCUGGCAAUAGCCAUAGUCACCUCUCAGAUCCCGUCUCCCCUCCCGGCCUGUCCGUGAGGGAUUGCCCCUGGACAGCUCAGAGUCGACGUCUUGUGGACGAUUUCAAGAGUCGCCAACGCUAUCGGGUCCGGUAUUAUUUUUGCUUCCUUUUCUUCUUUUUUGACGCAUAUCACUCCGCCUCCACUUCCUACAAUAACAUUGCCGAUUUACUUGCCCAUUCACAGUUUUCAUCUUCCUCAUCAUCCUCAUCGUUGAUGCCUUUCCUCACUCUCCGAAUCACUCGCCCUCUCGCCUUUUCGGUCUCCCACUCCUUUCGCUCCGGAGCACCCUCGUACUCUCACUUCUCUUGGCUCGGCUCACUUCGUCGUCUGCUUUUGCUUCCUAUUCUCGGUCGCUUUUCUUGUCUCAGUCCUGACAAUAUGAACGCACGGCUCUACCACCACAUCGGCUCAAGCCAACCCGCUGUUGUCGUGAGGUGGCGGGGACAGGGAGCGGAGAUUCUUGUCACGACAUGUGCCUCUCCCAACUUUUGGAGAAGAGAGGGGGCCGGGAAAUCGGGCGCUUAUGGACGUUUGAAUGCCUGCCUACCCUCUAAUCAGCAAACAGGGUAUCAGGUGCCGCCUUUUCCUCUGCUGGAGGAGAUUGUUUGCGAUUUGCGACGUAUUAGUCUUUAA
Molecule: messenger RNA, 693 nt
Organism: Protopolystoma xenopodis
Lineage: Eukaryota; Metazoa; Platyhelminthes; Monogenea; Polystomatidea; Polystomatidae
Source: the annotation of a GenBank genome assembly